Erigeron canadensis is the source of this 890-nucleotide messenger RNA. RefSeq names its product remorin-like. The transcript is spliced from 5 exons. The coding region runs from base 133 to 711 and encodes 192 amino acids. NCBI's taxonomy places the organism in Eukaryota, Viridiplantae, Streptophyta, Magnoliopsida, Asterales, Asteraceae. The record is from RefSeq and is a predicted model, not a curated record.
AAUUCAUAAUACAAUACUUGAAAACAUCAUCAAUAUAUAACGACUAUCAUACUCAUUGUCCUUUACAACCACAUUUCAAUCUUUCUAUUUUUUCAUAACAAUACUCCUAAGUUUCAAUUCAACAAAGAUAUUAUGGCAGUUGAAGAAGCCAAGAAAGUUGAAGUAGCACCCGAGUGCGCCCCAGAGGCCCCCGUUGUAUGUGACAAGGAGGACGAGAAAGCAAUAGUGCCAGUCGAACCUCUUGUUCAUGAAGACAAACCUGUCGAUGAUGCCAAAGCUCUAGUCGUUGUCGAAAAGCCAGCAGAGGAUUGUGACGAGAAACCUAAAGAGGGUUCUAUCAACAGAGAUGAAGUUCUUGCUAAAGUAGCAACAGAGAAGAAAGAGGCACUUAUUAAAGCAUGGGAAGAAAGUGAGAAAUCUAAAGUUGAGAACAGAGCUCAACAGAAGCUAUCAUCCAUCGGAGCAUGGGAAAACAGCAAGAAAGCCGAACUAGAGGCCGAGUUGAAAAAGAUUGAGGAGGAUUUGGAGAAAAAGAAGGCCAAGUAUAUCGAAAAGAUGAAGAACAAGAUAGCGCUUAUUCACAAAAAGGCAGAAGAAAAGAGGGCACUCACAGAAGCCAAAUGCGGAGAAGAGCUUCUCAAGGCAGAAGAGAUGGCGGCUAAGUGUCGGGCUACUGGUGAAACACCAAAGAAACUCCUGGGAUGGUUUUAGUAGUGCUAAUAAAAUGUUGAAUUUGUCUUUCAGGCCUUUGAUUUAAUUUAUUUGUUGGUGUGUGCUUACAUUCAUUCUUAUGGUAUAUGAUUGUUUUAAUGUUUCAUUAUUUUGUGUGCAUAUGUAUAUGUAUGUAUAUUAUCCAUUUAUUUAUGAUAAAACAAGUUUGGAAUUGACAA